AUGAUGGUCCCCAUGGCAGGCCAGAAGAUUCCCCCGACGGUCCACGACUUUGUGAUCCUCCCGCUCCGCCUCCCCCCCCAACCCUCGUACCCCAAGGAAGCGACACACUACCUCUACCUCCGCGCAAAUGCACCGAAAGUAUCGACAGAUGAUACGCCUCGAGAGGUCUUCCUUGUAAACGUCCCGAGCGAUGCGACAGAGACUCAUAUCCGGAGUCUGUUCGCGGAUCAGCUGGGUGGAGCACGCAUCGAGAAUGUCGCGUUCGAGGGCGCACGAGUCGGGAGGGGAAUCAGCGCACCAGUCGCGCCAACACAAAGCAAGAAGCGCAAGCGAGGCAUCGACGAGAAUGAGGCCACGACAGAGGCAGAGGUCGGACUGCUACCAGAGACAUGGGAACGGGAUAUACAUCGAAGUGGUGCGACAGCGAUAGUCACAUUCGUGGACCAAGCCAGCGCACAACUCGCCCUCAAGGAAGCCAAGCGCGCAACCAAGAGCAAGAGAGACAUCACAUGGGGCGCCGGCAUCUCCAGCAAAUCCGCACCACUGGGCCACGCCCGCUACCUCUCCCACCACCACCUCCGAUACCCAGACCACGCCCUCCUCCAACAAAGCGUCGACUCCUUCAUGACCGCCUUCUCCGCCCAAGAAGAAGCGCGCGCCCGAGCCCUCGCCAAACAACGCUCAGAGCCCGACGCAGACGGUUUCAUCACUGUCACAAGAGGCGGCAGAUCUGGUCCUGCCCGUGAAGAAGAGGUCAAGGCGAAGGAAGCGGAGUUCAAGAGGCGGGAAAAGAGUAGGAUUAAGGACGACUUUUAUAGAUUCCAGGUGCGGGAGAAGAGGAAGGCGCAUGCGAAGGAUUUGGUGAGAGGGUUUGAGGAGGACCAGAGGAGGGUCGAGGAGAUGAAGAAGAGGAGGGGGAGGAUACGGCCGGAGUAG
Molecule: messenger RNA, 936 nt
Organism: Fulvia fulva
Lineage: Eukaryota; Fungi; Ascomycota; Dothideomycetes; Mycosphaerellales; Mycosphaerellaceae
Product: Ribosomal RNA-processing protein 7
Exons: 1
Coding region: 1-936 (311 amino acids)
Biological process (GO): rRNA processing; ribosomal small subunit assembly
Cellular component (GO): CURI complex; UTP-C complex
Source: RefSeq, a predicted model, not a curated record